AUACCCGAUUCGUUCUCUGCUUUCGUCGGGUUUAUCAAGCUUUCUUCUUUCGCACGCCAUUCUCACCUUCUCCUUUGUGUGUAUCAACUGCCGUAAUUUUUUUCCUCUUCCAACAAUGGCAUCAGCCAUGGUUCUCGAUCCAAAACCCUCACCGGAGCUACCUGCAACUCGACCUGACUUAUCGUCACACGACGUUCCUUCCGAAAACGGCGAAGACGACCUUUACGCUCGCCUGAAAUCUCUACAACGGCAGCUGGAGUUCAUCGAGAUCCAAGAGGAAUACGUGAAGGACGAACUGAAGAAUCUCCGCCGUGAACAUUUACGGGCACAGGAAGAGGUAAAACGGAUCCAAUCGGUGCCGUUAGUAAUUGGCCAGUUCAUGGAGAUGAUUGACCAGAAUAACGCCAUAGUUGGUUCAACUACGGGAUCUAAUUACUACGUGAGGAUACUCAGCACGAUUAAUCGGGAGCUACUUAAGCCUUCGGCUUCUGUGGCUUUACAUCGUCACUCGAAUGCUCUAGUUGAUGUUUUGCCUCCUGAGGCUGACUCGAGUAUUUCGCUGCUAAGCCAAUCAGAGAAGCCUGAUGUUACCUACAACGAUAUUGGAGGAUGUGACAUUCAAAAGCAGGAAAUUCGUGAGGCUGUUGAGUUACCGUUGACUCAUCAUGAGUUGUACAAGCAGAUUGGUAUAGACCCUCCCCGUGGUGUCUUGCUUUAUGGUCCACCAGGUACUGGGAAAACUAUGCUUGCAAAGGCUGUUGCUCAUCACACUACUGCCGCCUUCAUAAGGGUGGUUGGCUCAGAAUUCGUUCAGAAGUACUUGGGUGAGGGUCCGCGAAUGGUCCGUGAUGUGUUCCGUCUUGCCAAAGAAAAUGCUCCUGCCAUUAUAUUUAUUGAUGAGGUAGACGCAAUUGCCACUGCUAGGUUUGAUGCUCAAACUGGAGCUGAUAGGGAGGUCCAGCGUAUCUUGAUGGAGUUGCUUAAUCAGAUGGACGGAUUUGACCAGACAGUGAAUGUGAAAGUUAUCAUGGCAACUAACAGAGCUGAUACUUUGGACCCUGCACUUCUGCGACCUGGAAGGCUUGAUCGGAAGAUUGAAUUUCCUUUGCCUGAUAGGCGUCAAAAGAGGCUUGUUUUUCAGGUCUGUACUGCUAAGAUGAACUUAGGUGACGAGGUUGACUUGGAAGAUUAUGUUUCUCGCCCUGAUAAAAUUAGUGCUGCUGAGAUUGCAGCUAUAUGUCAGGAAGCAGGUAUGCAUGCAGUGCGAAAGAAUCGAUAUGUCAUACUCCCCAAGGACUUUGAAAAGGGUUACAGGACCAAUGUGAAGAAGCCGGACACUGACUUCGAGUUCUAUAAGUGAUCUAUAAAAGUAGAUGAGCUAAUAUUUUUAGAGGUUGACCUUGUACACUUAAAUAUGAAAAUUCUUUUUAAUAUGUUUUUAAUGGUACUGCUGGUUUGUCAAACGUCUGAUGGUUUGUACUGUUCUAGCUUCCAUUAUUUGUUCGUUCAGAAAGUGCAGCAUGAGCAGUCUAACUAUCCAUUUAAGCUGCUGAAGUAUCCGAUUGUGAGGGGUGUCUGUAGACUCAGUCAUUUUAAUGCCGCAUUCUGUGGGAUGGCUUAUUUCUUCAUAUAUAAGCUUUGCAAUAGUACAUUUU
Solanum pennellii is the source of this 1655-nucleotide messenger RNA. RefSeq names its product 26S proteasome regulatory subunit 6B homolog. Gene Ontology annotation, biological process: proteasome-mediated ubiquitin-dependent protein catabolic process. Gene Ontology annotation, cellular component: proteasome regulatory particle, base subcomplex. Lineage: Eukaryota; Viridiplantae; Streptophyta; Magnoliopsida; Solanales; Solanaceae. The coding region runs from base 116 to 1360 and encodes 414 amino acids. Gene Ontology annotation, molecular function: proteasome-activating activity; ATP binding; ATP hydrolysis activity. The transcript has 6 exons. The record is from RefSeq and is a predicted model, not a curated record.